Messenger RNA from Humulus lupulus (European hop), 3025 nucleotides. RefSeq names its product linoleate 13S-lipoxygenase 2-1, chloroplastic-like. Gene Ontology annotation, biological process: lipid oxidation. Gene Ontology annotation, molecular function: metal ion binding; oxidoreductase activity, acting on single donors with incorporation of molecular oxygen, incorporation of two atoms of oxygen; protein binding. The record is from RefSeq and is a predicted model, not a curated record. The transcript has 9 exons. The coding region runs from base 39 to 2834 and encodes 931 amino acids. Lineage: Eukaryota; Viridiplantae; Streptophyta; Magnoliopsida; Rosales; Cannabaceae.
UUGUAUAUUCGAGUAUCAAAAUUUUGCAUAUCUAAAAAAUGAGCACCACAAAGAUGUUAGUGAAGCCUACUCACUCAAACACAUCUCAAAUCCUCUACCACCGACGGCCACAGAAAAAACCCUUCGUCCACGGCGUCGACGGUGCAACGUCGUCGUUUCAAAUCCUCUCACUACCUAAACGACACAAAACCAGUCGUCGUACACGUCGCGUUUGCAGUACCACCGGUCCCAGAAGUUGUACCAUAAAAGCCGUCGCCAGUAGUAGUUCUCCAAGUACUACUACUGAUCAGUUUCAGCAAGAAGUUCAGUCAUCUGUGGAUGAGAUUGAGGAAGCCAUUGCCGUUAAAGCGGUGGUUACUGUACAGCCAACGGUCACCGGUUUCAUCAGAAACCUUGGGAUAGGCCGUGGUCUUGAUGAUAUACAAGAUUUGCUUGGUAAAACGUUCCUCUUGGAGCUUGUUAGUGCAGAGCUUGAUCCCAAGACUGGAGAAGAGAAGGAGACCGUUCAAGGAUAUGCACAUAAAUUGGGCAAAAAAGAGGAUGGGGUAAAAUAUGAAGCAAGCUUUAAAGUUCCCGUCAAUUUUGGACGUAUUGGAGCUGUUUUAGUGGAGAAUGAGCACCAUAGAGAGAUGUAUGUGUCAGACAUAGUCCUCGAUGGCUUAUCCAAUGGCCCUGUAAAUAUCAUAUGUGGUUCAUGGGUUCACUCCAAGUUCGACAAUCCUGAAAAGAGAAUAUUUUUCACCUCUAAGUCAUAUUUGCCAUCACAAACACCAAGUGGAUUGAGAAGACACAGAGAAGAAGAGCUUGUGAACUUGAGAGGUAAUGGAGAAGGAGAACGAAAACAUAUUGAUAGAAUAUACGAUUACGAUGUGUACAAUGACAUCGGUGACCCUGAUCGGAAGUUGAAGCUCGGAAGGCCGGUGCUCGGCGGUGAAGAGCGCCCUUAUCCCCGGCGCUGCAGGACUGGACGUCCACCUUGUGAAUCAGAUUCAUUGUCUGAGAAAAGGACUGGAAGGUUUUAUGUACCAAGGGACGAGUGCUUCUCGGAGAUAAAGCAGCUAACUUUUUCAGCAAAGACUUUGUACUCAGUAUUGCAUGCGUUGUCACCUUCCCUAGCCACUGUGAUGGUCGACAGAGACCUUGGCUUCCCUUACCUGACCGCCAUUGAUGCUCUUUUCAGCAAAGGAGUUGACUUGCCUCCCAUUGGCACCGAUGGCUUUCUCAGAAAAGUCAUGCCUCGUGUUGUCAAGACCAUCAAAGACAGUGGCCAAGACGUCUUGCGUUUUGAGCCCCCUGAGACUAUUAACAGGGACAAGCUGUUUUGGUUUAGGGAUGAGGAGUUUGCUAGGCAAACUCUUGCUGGGCUUAACCCUUGCAGCAUUCGCUUGAUCACAGAAUGGCCAAUUAAGAGCAAACUCGACCCUGCGAUUUAUGGUCCACAAGAAUCAUCAAUCACAGAAGACAUGAUAAAUCAAGAGAUUGGCGGCAUCAUGAAAGUUGAUGAGGCCAUAAAACAGAAGAAGUUGUUUAUAUUAGAUUACCAUGAUCUGCUACUACCAUUCGUUCACUCAGUACGAGAACUUAAAGGAACAACUUUGUAUGGAUCAAGGACAGUCUUUUUCCUAAACCCAGAUGGCACUUUGAGGCCAUUAGCCAUUGAGCUGACUCGGCCACCGCAUUUGGAUACGCCUCACUGGAGCCAAGUUUUCUCACCUUGUUGGCAUUCCACAGGAGUUUGGCUAUGGAGGCUAGCUAAAGUUCAUGUUCUUGCUCAUGAUUCUGGUUAUCAUCAACUUGUUGCUCAUUGGCUAAAGACUCACUCUGUUACAGAACCAUAUGUGAUUGCCACAAAUAGGCAACUUAGUGUAAUGCAUCCAGUCCAUAGGCUAUUGCAUCCUCAUUUUCGGUACACAAUGGAGAUCAAUGCACUUGCUCGAGAAGCGCUUAUCAAUGCAGAUGGUACCAUUGAGACUGCAUUUUCACCAGGAAAGUACUCUGUUGAGCUUAGCUCAGUCGCAUAUGACCAGGAGUGGAGAUUUGAUUUACAAGCAUUGCCUGCAGAUCUCAUUAGCAGGGGAAUGGCUGUUGAGGAUCCUACUGCUCCACAUGGUCUAAAGCUCUCAAUUGAAGACUACCCUUAUGCAAACGAUGGCCUCAUAAUGUGGGAUACUAUCAAACAAUGGGUGACAGACUAUGUCAAUCAUUACUACCCAAAUGCUAGUCUUGUCGAGUCUGAUCACGAGCUCCAAGCAUGGUGGACAGAAAUUCGAACAGUAGGCCAUGCUGACAAAAAAGAUGAACCAUGGUGGCCUGUCCUUAACACCCCAAAAGAUCUCAUAGAGAUACUUACAACCAUGGUGUGGGUGACCUCUGGUUACCAUGCAGCAGUGAACUUUGGUCAAUAUACUUAUGGUGGUUACUUCCCUAACCGACCUACAAUUGCUAGAACUAAUAUCCCAAGCGAAGAUCCCGAUGAGGAGGAAUGGAAAGCAUUUGUUAAGAAACCUGAGUCUGCUCUUUUGAAAUGCUUCCCUUCACAGCUUCAAGCAACAAGGGUCAUGGCUGUUCUAGACAUUUUGUCGAACCAUUCUCCGGACGAGGAGUAUCUUGGAGAGAAGAUGGAGAAGGCUUGGGCUGACGAUCCUGUGAUAAAAGCAGCAUUUGAACGAUUUAAUGGAAGGUUGAAGGUGCUGGAGGGAAUUAUUGAUGAGAGAAAUGAAGACUCUAAUUUGAGAAAUAGAAAUGGAGCUGGGAUUAUUCCUUAUGAGCUCUUAAAACCAUUCUCAACUCCUGGUGUGACCGGGAAAGGUGUACCAUAUAGCAUUUCUAUAUGAAAAUAUAUGUCCUUGUAAUGCGUGUGAAAUUAGUAGCUAGGAGGUAAAACAUCAAUAAGAACAUCUUAUGAUCGAAGAAAGAAACUUGUUGAACUAGUUUAUCAUGUGUAAAACUUAAAUGACUUGAUCGUUACACGAAUUAUUAUUAGGUAAAACUUUUUUAAUUAUGCCCUUAAUUAGGGAUCACAGAA